Enterobius vermicularis (human pinworm) is the source of this 657-nucleotide messenger RNA. The record is from the annotation of a GenBank genome assembly. Lineage: Eukaryota; Metazoa; Nematoda; Chromadorea; Rhabditida; Oxyuridae.
AUGGGUUCUGCGCCUCAGAAACAGACGAUUUACAGAAGGAACGAUCCAGGCACAACGAGGGCUGAUUGGAAUAAGUGGCCUGAACAAUCCUUUGAAGAGAUGGACUCUAUGUUGAACGUGCAGCAGUAUAUACAGCAGUGCAUAUUUGCUGACGAGAAAAACAUCGACAAAAUUUUAACUUCGCCUCCAGGAUUGGAAGAAGGUGUUUGGAAAUACGAACACGUUCGCCAGUUUGUUAUGGAAUUAAAUUUUUUGGCUAUUAUGUUACAGGAGGACUGUAAGCCUGAAACUUGUGUUCAAAUGACUGCUACCGAACAGUGGAUCUUUCUUUGUGCUGCUCAUAAAAAUCCGAAAGAAUGUUCUGCUAUUGACUAUACUCGCCAUACCCUAGAUGGUGCAUCAGCCCUGUUGAACAGUAAUAAGUAUUUUCCUAGCCGAGUAAAUGUGAAAGAGUCGUCAAUCGCAAAAAUUGGUUCUGUUUGCCGCCGUGUUUACCGCAUAUUUUCACACGCAUAUUUCCACCACAGAGAUAUUUUCGAUAACUUUGAGAACCGUACACACUUGUGUAAACGCUUCACUACUUUCGUAAGGAAGUAUAAUUUAAUGGCCAACGAGCAUCUUAUAGUGCCCAUUUUGCCAGACCAAGCUAACCAAUAA